AUGUCACAACACAUCUUCGCUCCUGCUCCUCAGCGGCGCACCAAAGUCGGUGAUGGCGCAGACUCGGCAGCUCAGCUGGUCGAUGAAAACCAGAGGAUGGCGGAGGAGAAGAGGAAGGCCAAGCUGCUGGAGAGGCUGCAAGAGCGGGAGGAAACGCUGAAGCACAUGCAGAACUAUGAUCUUGGGGCAGCAGACACCAAGGAGAACCAAGACCUGGCUCAUCUGAUUCAGAGGCAGCAGGAGCAAGUGCGAGAGGGAAAGAAUGCCAUCGGCGUGUCUGCUGAAUCCUCCGGGGCAGCGAGGAGGAUGCAGAUGUUGGUCGGUAUGACGGGAGGAAUCAAGGUUGCGCUGGUUACCAGAACGGAUACCAAGGGGGACGGUGAAGUCCCCAAGUUCGGAGCUAUCGUCAGCAACAUGGGCACUCAGGCACACAAAGAGCGCCUGAAGAACUCCUUAUUCGGAGGAGGAGGAGGAGGAGGAGGAGGAGGAGGAGGAGGAAGAGACUUUCUUGCCCCGUCCUCGUUCGCAGCAGCGCCGAGCGAGCGGGAGAUGCGGCUUAGAGCGAGGAAGGAGGAGCAAAUGAUGCGGUCAAAUGCGCCGGAAGAGGCCCCGCGCCAGAAUAUUUUUGCCCAGCAGGAGCAGGAGACGCGGGGGAGGGAGGUUCCAGCUGCUUCCCAGCUGUCGAGGAGAGAGCAGAUCUUCGAAGAGAAGAGAAGGAGGCACUUGGAGCAGAGAGGAAGGGAAGGGGGCAGGGGAGAGGCCGCGGUGGAGGAUACUAGGUCGUUCCUCCUCCUGGGCAAAGAGGUUCUAACUGGGCAAGGAAGAAGCAGGAAUGGGGCGAUGGAGGGAGGAGAGCGGAGGAGGCUGUCGAACGAAGAUGCGCCGAGUGAGAGACUGGACAUGUUCGGGGGGAGAACAAGAUCGAGCCCGUGGCUAGCCGUCGAGCCUUCCAGGCUGAGCAGCAGAGCGAGCAGCGCGGUCAGGGGGGGAGCAGACGAGAUCAAGUGUGGGAGGAGAAGAGGAGGAGAGCGAUGGACAGGUCCUGCUGCUGCCUCGCAUGCGCUGGAGAGCUACGUCGGGGGCGAAGAAGAGCAUGUGGGAGGAUAUGGCGAAGCCGCCCAAGUUCGCGGUGGAGGAUGCGAGAGGGGGGGACGAGACCAGUCAACGGGUCCAGGUGGUAGGUGGGAGCGAGCUGGACAGGAGGUGACGGAGGAACAGGAGCUGGCAGGGAGGAAUCGAGAUGGAACAGGAGAGCUUGACAUGCUCGACCAGGCUUACGAUCAAAAAUCUCGAAAGUUUCCGUUGCACACCAGACACGCGUCGGUGCCAAGUAUCCCCGAGGAGGAGCCGAUGACCAGACAGAAUUUCAACGAGGAGGACGCGAGGGAUCGAAGGAAACAGGAGUACGCCAUGGAACUGCAGGCGCAGAUGCAGGCUCUGGCGCAGGAGGCAGAGGAGCAGCAGAGGAAGAAGGCUGCGUACGCCGAAGAACUAAGGAUGCAGAUGCAGAGUAAGUCAGCAAUAAGGAGCCAGGCCAUGGCGCGAGAGGCGCCGCUGGAGUUUGCGCUUCCGUCACAGCGCCCCCCCGAUAACCUGGCAGAAUUGAUGAGGCAGAUCGAGGAGAAGAAACGACUCAAAGAAAAACAGGCAGCAGAGGAGGCGGAGAGGGAGAGGAGAGACAAUGAAAGGAUAGAACGACAGAGAGCCGAGCUCGCAGCGCAGGCGAGGCGAGACGAGAUGAAGCGGCAGAUGAAGGAGGCAAACGCUGCCAACGCCGGGUUGUCAAGGACGCCUGUCAGCAGGACCCCAGCUGGGGAUGAAGGAGGAGGAGAUAGAUUUUUUCCCUCUGGCGUGGAGGAGAGCAGGAGGUCCUGGGAGGAACAGGAUCCAGGGAGCAAGCAGCGAACGCCUCUUUUCGGAAGGAGGGCAGAGAAAAAGGCUCUACAGCCUGUCGCUGUCCUGGAGUCGAUGGAGGAGGUGCCGACAGCUCAGUCGGGGAGGAGAGGAGGGGGAGAAGGAGAGCAGGCGGCAGGCGGAGCGAUCCUGGAGCUCAAGGAGGAACUGGUGAAAGAGCAGAAGCGACUGCAGGAACUUGUGCAGCAGCAGCAGCAGCAGCUUGCUUCACUCCAGCAGCACUUGAGCUCACAACCGACGAGCGAGGGCAGCGGAAGCGAGAGGAAAGCUUCACUGAAGGAGGCGCGGGAGGAAGCAGAGGAGGAGGCGGAGCAGGAGGAGUGGCACGGCGGAAUUCCUUUCAUCAUGUCAGGAGACCUCAAGUACCUCCACGGGGUUGACCUACCCCAGCUCACCCCCCACCAGGGAGACAAGUCCCCAGCUGGAGGAGAGCAGGAGGAGCGGAGGUCGUCACCUCCUAUCUUCUUCGACGAUGGGAAGCAGCAGCGGCGCUGGCACGACCCGGACGUGCUGGACGAGGAGCUCGAGAGCAGGGGGAGGGAGCGAGGAGCUGGGAAGAGGGCGGAAGCUGAGAGGCUGGAGGAGGAGGACCACUUCCCCUUCCAGCUGGGGUCGGAGGAGGAGAGCUUUAAGAUCGCCCCAGCUCUACUGCAGCACGCGAGAGGUGGAGGGGACUUCCUCGAGAAGUCCCUGGCAUCCGCCAGCGCUUUCGUGUCGGCCGACAUGAAGAUCGCUGGGCCCUGCAGACUCGAGCUUCAAGAUGUCAGCUCGGCCCCAGCAGGAGCGAUCGGGCCUGUUCUCACCUGCCGAUGGGUGGAGGAGGAGCCCGCUGAUGGCGAGGACUCGACCGUCCUCGUCCUCGUCCUCGUCCUCCGGGCUGGUGACUCCAGGGAUGAAGAAUUACAUCCCAGGUGA
Molecule: messenger RNA, 2829 nt
Organism: Guillardia theta CCMP2712
Lineage: Eukaryota; Cryptophyceae; Pyrenomonadales; Geminigeraceae
Exons: 20
Coding region: 1-2829 (942 amino acids)
Biological process (GO): positive regulation of cytokinesis
Cellular component (GO): microtubule; centrosome; spindle pole
Source: RefSeq, a predicted model, not a curated record